Nannospalax galili (Upper Galilee mountains blind mole rat) is the source of this 2830-nucleotide messenger RNA. RefSeq names its product autophagy related 4B cysteine peptidase (gene Atg4b). The record is from RefSeq and is a predicted model, not a curated record. Bases 136 to 1344 code for a protein of 402 amino acids. Gene Ontology annotation, molecular function: protein-phosphatidylethanolamide deconjugating activity. NCBI's taxonomy places the organism in Eukaryota, Metazoa, Chordata, Mammalia, Rodentia, Spalacidae. The transcript has 13 exons.
CCGCGCCGCCGUACGGCGAGAUGGCUGCGCCCGCGUUUCCGCCGCGCUGCACUUGGCCCCCGCGGCUUCCGUUGUCGCGUCGCGCUGUGGCCCGUCGGAGCGACAUCGCGGUCAGUCGGCGGACGGACGAGGAAGAUGGACGCAGCUACUCUGACCUAUGACACUCUUCGGUUUGCUGAAUUUGAGGAUUUCCCUGAGACCUCAGAGCCUGUUUGGAUUCUGGGUAGAAAAUACAGCAUUUUCACAGAGAAGGAUGAAAUCUUGUCUGAUGUGGCAUCCAGACUUUGGUUUACGUAUAGGAGAAACUUUCCAGCCAUUGGGGGAACCGGCCCCACCUCGGACACGGGCUGGGGCUGCAUGCUGCGCUGUGGACAGAUGAUCUUUGCCCAGGCAUUGGUAUGCCGGCAUUUAGGCCGAGACUGGAGAUGGGCACAACGGAAGAGACAGCCUGAUAGCUACUUCAGUGUCCUCAACGCUUUCCUAGACAGGAAGGACAGCUACUACUCCAUCCAUCAGAUAGCGCAAAUGGGAGUUGGUGAAGGCAAGUCUAUAGGCCAGUGGUACGGGCCGAACACUGUCGCCCAGGUCCUCAAGAAACUUGCUGUGUUUGACACAUGGAGCUCCUUGGCUGUUCACAUAGCAAUGGACAACACUGUGGUGAUGGAGGAAAUCAGAAGGUUGUGCAGGGCCAGUCUUCCCUGUGCAGGGGCUACUGCACUUCCUGCAGAUUCUGAGCGGCACUGUAAUGGGUUCCCUGCUGGAGCUGAUGUCACCAACAGGCCAUUGCCCUGGAGACCCCUGGUGCUUCUCAUCCCUCUGCGCCUAGGGCUCACAGACAUCAAUGAGGCCUAUGUGGAGACAUUGAAGCACUGUUUCAUGAUGCCCCAAUCCCUGGGUGUCAUUGGAGGGAAGCCCAACAGUGCCCACUACUUCAUUGGCUAUGUCGGUGAGGAGCUCAUCUACCUAGACCCCCACACGACACAGCCUGCAGUGGAGCCGACUGACAGCUGUUUUAUCCCUGAUGAGAGCUUCCAUUGCCAGCACCCUCCUUGCAGGAUGGGCAUUGGGGAGCUCGACCCAUCCAUUGCUGUGGGGUUUUUCUGUAAGACUGAGGAUGACUUUAACGACUGGUGUCAGCAAGUCAAAAAGUUGUCUCUGCUUGGAGGUGCCCUGCCCAUGUUUGAACUGGUAGAGCAGCAGCCUUCCCAUCUUGCCUGUCCCGAUGUCCUGAACCUGUCUCUAGCCCACCCCUGCCGAGUGCUGUGCGCCUGUGCCACCUCCGUCCAGAGGGCCUGCUCUGCUCAUGGACCGAGGACUGCGCUGCCUGGAGGCCUUACUGCUUGAAGUCAGACUGCCCAACCCCAAACACAGGCAGGGCCUGUCCACAAGAGGAGCCACCUACCAGAAGGCCUAGUCAGAAACAGCAGGUCAGGAACUUCCAGAGUUCUCCGCUUGACACUGCCAGCCCUGGUCAGCGCAUCAGCUUUGGUUCUGCUUUCUCCUGGGCAUCUGGGUCUGUGGUUUGUUUGGAAUUAAAGCCCUGUUUGAAGUUGUUCAACAUAGACAUGAAUUUCUGGGGCACUUCCCAGGUCAGUCUUGGAAGACCUGCAGGUUGGCAUGUACAGAGCAACAGCCACAUUGUGGCCUCAUGCUGCUGGGCAGGUUGAGCUUUGGGGCUUUGUCUCCUGCCCGGUGUGAUUUAUCAAGGGCUACCUCAGUGGAAAGUUACAGCAAGGCUGCUACUUGCUUUGGAGAGAAAAGUAUUCUGGGAGGGCCUGUGGGAAAUCCAAAGAUCAGUGUGCAUGAGCAGAAUGUGGACACCUGAACUGUGGGACAGCUGAUGGACUCCCAGGGUAUCUUCUGGAGCCACUGUCCUCAGAGGUUCCCCAUUAGGGUAGAGCUCUCUGUCUCCUUGAGAGGUUGCUGCAUUUCAAGCCGCACCGCCUGCUGCCAUUUGCUUGCCAUCCAGCUUCCCUGUGGGAGGAGAGGGGAGCAGAGCUGCUCUUUGCCUGUGACACUGUACCCACUGGUGGGAUGGUACAUGCUGUUAAUAGGGUGCACACUGCCACUCGAGCCUUCCUCCAUGUUCUUGCCCUUCUCAGAACCACCCUCCUGGGUCACUGAGGUUUUAGAUGGUUGGGGACCAAAAGGGUGAAAGCACUACAGCUUUGUGGUGCAUGAUAGAUAUUUGGUCAGGGUAGCCAGCUCCUGGCACCAGUGGGUGAAGUAUCCAGACCUUUAGCAUUCCUUUCAGCACCUGCCACCAUCUAACCUUGGCUUUCUGGGCCUUUACACCUUGCCUCUCCUGUCUGCUAUCUUAGAAAUGGGGCUUUCCUUCCCCUAGAUGUGAACAGGGUUUGGCAGCUUGAUGUGGCCCUUGCAGGAACCUUCCUAAAAACCUUUUCCUAAGGGGCUAUGGAUGGGCGAAGCUCCCUGAUGGUGUGUCCAACAUAGCAGCUCUAAGUAACCCACCAAGGUAGCAAGGGAUACUCCAGUCCUCCAAGUGUUGAUGAUGUAAUUUAUUUCCUUUUAUUCUCUCCUCUCUCCUCCUCCAUGCCCUCCCUUAGCUUCAGGUGGGUAGGACAUGGGGAAGUCCUGCACAGUUUCCAUUCCUCUGGGGCUGUGCUUCCUGAGCCCAGUGGCCACUGAGCUGCUACGGCCCAGGUUCUUGCUGCAGUUCCUGCUAUUGGUACCAAGGGUGGAUGUGUGGAACUUGACAACCUGAGGGAACUCUCAUGGCUUGAGAAAGGCUUCCUGAAGAGGUUGUUCAUUCUUAGUAGUAUAGUUUGCAAUUCUUAAUGGCAAAUAAUAAGUUUCAGUAGAAAACAAA